UUUCCAGAUAUUAUGGAGUGCGCGGUGCCAUCUUCCCAAAGUCCUGAUCAGGAAAACUCAUCACUCGUUCGACGAAAUUCCAAAAAUUUCCCGGUCAAGGCUACAUAUAAUUUUAGCUUCAGAAGCAGUGAAGCUUGUUUUGCGGACAUAUCAAACAUCAAACCUAUCUUAAAACGAGACUCUCCAAUGUUUCAUAUCGGAAAUCGAAGUCCAGCAAAUGCCCUUGAAUAUGAUUUGAGUAAUACAAUUUUAUCACCCGUUGAAGCCAGCCAUAGUAUCAGAAGAACUUGUUCUGUAGAUGCACUUAAUUCCUACAGUAGAAGAAGUCAUAGAGACUAUCGGAACUCUAAGUUAUGCAAGUGUGUCGACGAAAUUCGGCAGCAUCGGAGACUCUCUUCUCUGUGUUCAUAUGGCGAUGAAAAUACGACAUAUAGAGACAAGUUACGGAUAAAGAAAGUUCUUAAAAGUUCAGGCAGGUCAUUUGGUAAUUCUUGUGGACGUUGUCAAUUCUCUCCGAAUGCUGGCAAAGCCCAACGACCUCUAAGCGCAACCCCUAACUCGAGUUCAUUCAGCGGAAGACACUCAGUGAUUGGAUUUCCUAUUGGAUCGCCAUUAGGUAGUAAUGGGCUACAGAAUUUGUCUUUGACUCUCAGCUCAGGAAGUUCCCCUGUGGGAAGUGUAAGUCAACAACACAGACAAAGGAGUAGUAUAGACAGUGCAAUCGAACUGGAGUGCAUUCCUACUUUCUCUUACGACACAAGCUUCAGUCUUCUCGAUGGCCGCAAAUGUCCAGUGGAGUUUGAGAGAUUCUCAGCAGAGGAAAGGAGCUCAAACAACUUGUCCUCCCUGUUAUGGCCGCCUAGUCCCCGCUGUCUAGGCUCAUCUGCGAGUGGAGGAGGAGGGAGAAAGGCGUCUCUGAGUGGAGGCUGCUCCCCCAAUGCAUUCGCAAGAGAACCCCCCGCAGGCUGUGAGAGAGUCGAGGUCAUACAUGAAGACAGGGCUCUAGCAGAUUUCUCGAACACUCGGAUCUUUUUCGCUCCGGACAAAAAAGUGGGUCUGAUUCUGAAGCCAAGUUCCAACUCCGCCUUCUGUCCCCUCCUGCCCGCCAAGGGAAUAAACAACAACAAUAACAGCAACACCAACUCUCACAUAGAUUUAGGAUCGAACAUUUCAGUUUGUACAACCGAAGGGACCAAGUAGAAUUUUCAGAAAAACAUUUUCAGCUGAUUCAAUCAUUCGGUUUGCAGAGAAUUCAAUUCUAAUCCUGGACAACAACAUUCAAUUAAACGCCGAGUUUCACAAUUUUAAAGAUUUUAAACAAUCUGUUAGCGUUGAGAAAUUUUUGACCCCGCGAGCCUGCUGAUGCUGCUCAGCUGUUAUAGUGAACUUAGUCAGUUCUGGUUAUAAAUAUUUAUAUAUAAGUUUUGCAUGAUAUUUUCCGUAGUUAACAGUUACUUUAUUAUCUAGAAUAGUUAAUUGAUUAGAAUUUGCUGUUUGAAGCAAUUUUGCUGUCUCAACCUGGUGUUUCAGACUAUAUAUAUUACGCGCCUGUUACUGAACAGGGGGACGCAAG
This is a messenger RNA of Symsagittifera roscoffensis, 1573 nucleotides long. Its product is annotated as glucocorticoid-induced transcript 1 protein-like. Lineage: Eukaryota; Metazoa; Xenacoelomorpha; Acoela; Convolutidae. Bases 13 to 1200 code for a protein of 395 amino acids. The record is from RefSeq and is a predicted model, not a curated record. The transcript has 7 exons.